Messenger RNA from Ustilago hordei, 1080 nucleotides. RefSeq lists its product as uncharacterized. Gene Ontology annotation, molecular function: ATP binding; AMP kinase activity. Gene Ontology annotation, biological process: nucleobase-containing compound metabolic process. The transcript has a single exon. The record is from RefSeq and is a predicted model, not a curated record. The coding region runs from base 1 to 1080 and encodes 359 amino acids. NCBI's taxonomy places the organism in Eukaryota, Fungi, Basidiomycota, Ustilaginomycetes, Ustilaginales, Ustilaginaceae. Gene Ontology annotation, cellular component: cytoplasm.
AUGAUGCACCGUUCUUUCUCGACCUCAGCCACUCGCGCCUGCGCAAUGGGUGACCAGCGUGUCGCCUCCAGAGUCCCUCGACUUGCCGCCAAGAUCGCACCCACCGCCUCCGUCUCGCACGGCACACCUUCCAUCGGCAGCUUCAUUCAGCCUGGUAGCAACUCUUCAGAGAGCUACACUUCUCGACGCAGCGUCUCGGAAGCCUUUGGCAUCCUUGCCGGAUCCACUGCUUCGUCUCGCACUGGUCUCCGCAGCCGCCAUGCUUCGACUUGGGCUCAGACAGCUGUAGCACCCGCACGAUCCUUCUCCACCUCUUCCUCGGCUCAAGGUAUCAAGGAGACCGUCAAGAACAAGGUAGUCGAAGAAGGAAAGAAAUUUGCCAAAGAGACAGUCGACGCCAAGUUAAACUCGGAAGAGACCAAGCAGCAAGCCAAGAACAUGUCUUCCUCUACUAGCAGAAUCCUCUUUGUCGGAGUGGCCGUUGCUGGCGCAGUAUACCCCUUUAUGGGAGGAACUGCUCAUGCCGAAGAAGCUCGUAAGUUUGAUGGCAGUGGCUCCGGACCCAAGUAUACGAAAGACCAAGUAACACUUCUUUGCCUCGUUGGGCCUUCUCUCUCUGGAAAGUCGACUCAAGCGAAACGUCUCCUCAAGCGCUUUAAUUCUGAACUAGACGACAUUGUCCAACCUAAGUCUAUUGACGAGCUAGCAUCUAUUCUCUCCUCCCGCGCCAACUCGAAGAAGCGUACCUCGCUUAUCCUCGACAACUUCCCAAACACCCUUGAAGACGCGCAACGUAUCGAGAAGGAACUCGUCCCCAUCUUUUGCUUUUCGUUCUAUGAUCUCCCUUUGAAAGAUUUUGGGAAGCGUCUGCCCAAGUCAACAAGCGGAGAGGACAAGAAGAAGAAGGUAGAGGAGUUCAAGAAGUAUACUGAGAAUCUCGAGCCUCUGGUGAAGAAGUACAGGCAUCAAGGCAAUAUCUAUGAGAUCAGUGCCGAUUGGGAUAGCGCUGAUGAGGUCUGGGAACAGGUCGAGGCCAAGACGGAACAGAUUCUUGAGCUAAGGGAGAUGGGCGAACUCUAG